AUGGCUAGUCACAAGCUUGCCACCUUGGCUUUGCUUCUAGCAUUGGUUGGUUGCGUGGCCCACACAUGCCAAGCGAGCUAUGGGCAUCCCUACCCGUUGUCGGCGCCCAGAAAGAGCACUCCUCCUUCUGCCCCGGCACUCAACUACGCUUACUACUACAAAACUUGCAAAGGAGCUGAGAAGAUCGUGAGGGACGUUGUGCAGACGGAGAUUAAACGCAACCGCGGCAUCGGCGCCGGGCUCAUCCGCCUCUUCUUCCACGACUGCUUUGUUCAGGGCUGUGAUGCAUCGGUUCUCCUUGACAAGACCCAGUCGAGUGAACAAACGGAGAAGUUCGGCCUCCCUAACAUGGGGAGAAGCCUUCGCGGGUUUGAAGUGAUCGACAAGAUCAAGACUAAGCUCGAGGCCAAGUGCAAGGGUGUCGUCUCUUGCGCGGAUAUUGUCGCAUAUGCUGGGCGUGACGCCACCUACUUCCUCAGCAAUAAGAAGGUAUACUUUGAAAUGCCAGCCGGCCGCUACGACGGACGUAUUUCUUCUGCGAACGAGACCCUCUUCAACCUGCCCCCUCCUUUCGCCAAUGUCGCGAUGCUCGAGGCUAUGUUUGCAGCCAAGGGGCUCAGCCUCGAUGAGAUGGUCACCCUAUCCGGUGCGCACACUAUUGGGAUCUCCCACUGCUCGUCCUUUGGUGACCGUCUCCCGCGCAACGCCUCGGACCCAAUGGCCAUGAGCUCUAGGUUUGCCAAAUCAGUGACAAGGAAGUGCAAGAGCGGUAGCUCUACGGUGGAUCAGGACAUCUAUACCCCAAACACCCUGGACAACCGUUACUACAAGAAUGUUCUCAACCAUGAAGUGUUGUUUACAUCAGACGCCGCGCUCGAGUCGUCCAAGACAAAGUAUUUGGUGAAACAAAACUUGAAGCCUUAUGUGUGGGAGGCAAAGUUCAAGCAAGCCAUGAGGAAGAUGGGCGGCAUCGGGGUGAAGACCAAAGAUAAUGGGGAGAUCAGAAAGAACUGUCGCCUUAUCAACUAG
Lolium rigidum is the source of this 1029-nucleotide messenger RNA. Its product is annotated as peroxidase 2-like. Bases 1 to 1029 code for a protein of 342 amino acids. The record is from RefSeq and is a predicted model, not a curated record. Gene Ontology annotation, cellular component: plasmodesma; plant-type cell wall. The transcript is spliced from 3 exons. Gene Ontology annotation, biological process: response to oxidative stress; hydrogen peroxide catabolic process. NCBI's taxonomy places the organism in Eukaryota, Viridiplantae, Streptophyta, Magnoliopsida, Poales, Poaceae. Gene Ontology annotation, molecular function: heme binding; peroxidase activity.